Molecule: messenger RNA, 372 nt
Organism: Cadophora gregata
Lineage: Eukaryota; Fungi; Ascomycota; Leotiomycetes; Helotiales; Ploettnerulaceae
Exons: 2
Coding region: 1-372 (123 amino acids)
Source: RefSeq, a predicted model, not a curated record
AUGCGAAUUGUUUGGAACGCAACAGUAUUCCAGCAAGAUGAAGAGCCCACUCGUAAUGGCACUCGCUCUGAUAUUGGUUCUGUGCUCGCUGAAAUUUCCGGAGAAAGAGCAGAAACAUUCCUCCCGUCACAGAAGAUCGCGAGCACCGUCGCCAAGGGGCAGGUCGAGGACUCGGGCUUCACGCUAACCAUCGAAUACACAUCUGCGCUCCCCUCGAGCCUCCUGAUCGAUACAAGAUUGCCACCGUCUGGCUUUGGCCUUAGCAACGUUCCAAGUAGCACGAGCUCGAGCUUCGCGCUACCUACCAGUCUACCCAUGAUUGCUGUCAUCGUACUGCCAGCCGCCAUGGUAUUGCCGCAGCUGGAUCGAUGA